Molecule: messenger RNA, 12449 nt
Organism: Tyto alba (common barn owl)
Lineage: Eukaryota; Metazoa; Chordata; Aves; Strigiformes; Tytonidae
Exons: 22
Coding region: 1-9210 (3069 amino acids)
Source: RefSeq, a predicted model, not a curated record
AUGGAGGAGGCCCACGCGGGAGCAGAUGCCCCCCCGCAGCCCGGGGAGGACGCCACGGGGGAGCAGGGGGCUGCGCCCCAAGCAGGCCGGGACUCGGGGAGCGGUGAUGGGGCAGGCAAGGAGAUAAAGGAGGAGGAGGAGAGGCAGCCCAUGGAGGAGCAGAGGGUGGUGCUGGAAGGAGUCAAAGAGGAGCCCCAGAGCCCCAGGGUGGACGGGGACCAGGAUGUCCCACGGCAGCCAGGGGAGACAAAAGGUAGGCGAGCGCGAAGAAGACCCCGAAGAUGCUCUUUCAAAGGGACGUAUGCUGAAGAACUUCAAGAAGACUCAACUCAACCAAGGAGUAGCUCCAGAGAGAAGGAGCACAAGUGCCUGAAGUGUGAGAAAUUUUUCACCCGUGGGAGCAGCCUGACCCGUCACCUGCAGCUCCACACAGGAGAGAAGCCCUUCAAGUGCCAGGACUGUGGGAAGAGCUUCAGGGUUGAAGCAUAUCUUACGUCCCACCAGAAAACACACAUGAAGGAGAAGCCCUUUCUCUGCACCACGUGUGGGAAACGUUUCUGCAGUAGCUCGUCCCUCAGGAAACAUCAACGCAUCCACACGGGAGGGAAUCCCUUCUCCUGCUCACAGUCUGUGAGGACCUUCUGGACCUGGUCUGACCUCAUAUACUAUCAGGAAACCCGCCACAAAGGUGAUGGGGCAGGCAAGGAGAAGGAGGAGCAGAGGGUGGUGCUGGAAGGAGCCGGAGAGGAGCCCCAGAGCCCCAAGGUGGACGGGGACCAGGAUGUCCCACGGCAGCCAGGGGAGACGCAAGGUAGCCAAGAGCCAAGAGGAACCCAAAGAUGCUCUUUGGAAGGGACGGGCGCUGAAGCCCAUCAGGAAGAGUCAACCCAACCAAGGAGAGGAUCCAGAGGGAAGGUCUGCAAGUGUCCAGAAUGUGGGAAGGGCUUUGGCUGUAUAAGAAACCUGAACCGUCACUGGCGGAUCCACACAGGAGAGAAGCCCUACAAGUGCUUUGAUUGUGGGAAGAGCUUCAGGUAUAAACUGAAACUCCUCAUUCACCGGCAGAGACACACCAAUGAGAAGCCCUUUGUCUGCACCACGUGUGGAAAAAGUUUCUCCUUUAGCUGGUACCUUAUCAAACAUCAAAAUGUCCACACGGAAGGGAGACCGUACGCCUGCUCGCACUGCGGGAAGACCUUCAGACAUAGUUACAGCGUCAAGAGGCAUCGGAGACUCCACCACGGUGGUGAUGGGACAGACAAGGAGAAGGAGGAGCAGAGGGUGGUGCUGGAAGGAGCCGGAGAGGAGCCCCAGAGCCCCAGGGUGGAGAUGGACCAGGAUGUCCCCCGGCAGCCAGGGGAGAUGCAAGGUAGCCAAGAGCCAAGAGGAACCCAAAACUCUUCUUCCCACGGGACGUGUGCUGAAGAUCUUCAAAAGCACGGAACCCAAACAAGCAGUAUCUCCAGAGGGAAGGUCUAUAAGUGUCUGGAGUGUGGGAAGGUCUUCAACUGGUGGAGCUGCCUCAUCCGUCACCGGCGGAUCCACACGGGAGAGAAGCCCUUCAAGUGCUUUGAUUGUGGGAAGAGCUUUCGGGAUGCUGGGAAUCUUAUGUCUCACUGGAAGACACACACCAAGGAGAAGCCCUUUCUAUGCACAACAUGUGGGAAAUGCUUCUCAUUUAGCUCACGCCUCCUCAUUCACCAAAUAUCCCACACAGAAGAGAGACCGUACGCCUGCUCGUACUGCAAGAAGACCUUCCGGCAUAUUUACCACCUCAGGAGGCAUCAGCAAACCGUCCGCUGUGGUGAUGGGGCAGGCAAGGAGAAGGAGGAGCAGAGGGUGGUGCUGGAAGGAGUCAAAGAGGAACCCCAGAGCCCCAGGGUGGACGGGGACCAGGGUGUCCCACGGCAGCCAGGGGAGAUGCAAGGUAGCCAAGAGUCAAGAAGACCCCGAAAAUGCUCUUUCAAAGGGACGUAUGGUGAGGAACUUCAAGAAGAUGCAACCCAACAAAGGCGUAGCUCCAGAGGGAAGGUCUACAAGUGUGUGGACUGUGGGAAGAGCUUCGCCUGGAGGAACAGCAUGAGACGUCAUCGACAGAUCCAUACGGGAGAGAAGCCCUUCAAGUGCCGUAUUUGUGGGAAGAGCUUCAUGGAGAGUGCAACCCUCCUGUGUCACUGGAGGACCCACACCAAGGAGAAGCCCUUUCUCUGCACCACGUGUGGGAAACGGUUCGCCUGGCGCUCGGGCCUCACCAUCCACCAGCGUAUCCACACGGGACAGAGGCCCUACCCCUGCUCGCACUGUGGGAAGACCUUCCGGCAGACUUACCACCUCAGGAGGCAUCAGGAAACCCUCCACAGUGGCGCUGAGCACCCACGCGGAGCCAGGACAACCACCCCGGGUGCUGGAGGAGAAGUUGGGGAGGAAGGAGGAGCCGACACUGACGGGGCAAAGGGGUGGCAGGAAGAGAACCCAUGCAGCCACGAGCAAGCUGGAGUCCAAAUAAAACUCCCAGGGGGGUCCUGCCCGAAGCCCCCCGGGCCCAAACCGGAGCCGGCUCUGGGCAAGGCCGAGCCAACGAGCGACGGCGGGUGCAAGUCUGGGAUAACGGAUUUCAGAAGGGGAAGCCGGGAGGAAGAGGAGGGAGCAGGGAAGGAAACUCCCCUGCAAACCCCAAGGGCGGGGAAGGACGGAAGGAGCGGGGGAGGUGCGCCGGAACAGGCUCCCCUGCAAAGCAUGGAGGAGGCCCACGCGGGAGCAGAUGCCCCCCCGCAGCCCGGGGAGGACGCCACGGGGGAGCAGGGGGCUGCGCCCCAAGCAGGCCGGGACUCUGGGAGCGGUGAUGGGGCAGGCAAGGAGAUAAAGGAGGAGGAGGAGAGGCAGCCCAUGGAGGAGCAGAGGGUGGUGCUGGAAGGAGUCAAAGAGGAGCCCCAGAGCCCCAGGGUGGAGAUGGACCAGGAUGUCCCACAGCUGCCAGGGGAGACGCAAGGUAGCCAAGAGCCAAGAGGAACCCAAAGAUGCUCUUUCAAAGAGGAGCCCCAGAGCCCCAGGGUGGAGAUGGACCAGGAUGUCCCCCGGCAGCCAGGGGAGAGAAAAGGUAGGCGAGCGCGAAGAAGACCCCGAAAAUGCUCUUUCAAAGGCUCAUACGCUUCAUACCUUCAAGAAGACUCAACCCAACCAAGGAGUAGCUCCAGAAAGAAGGAACACAAGUGCCUGGUGUGUGGGAGGGUCUUCAACUGGCAGUGCAGGCUGACGACUCACCAACGGAUCCACAGGCUGGACAAUCCCUUCAAGUGUGAGUAUUGCUGGAAGACCUUCAAGGAUGAAAUCACACUCCGGCGUCACCAGCGGACACACACCAGGGAGAAGCCCUUUCUCUGCACCACGUGUGGGAAACACUUCAGCUUUCGCUCGUGCUUCAUCGCCCACCAACUCAUGCACACCGGAGAGAGACCGUACGCCUGCUCACAGUGUGGGAAGAGAUUCCAGUUUAAUUACCACCGUAAGAGGCAUCAGAAAGCGUUGCACGGUGGUGAUGGGACAGACAAGGAGAAGGAGGAGCAGAGGGUGGUGCUGGAAGGAGCCAGAGAGGAGCCCCAGAGCCCCAAGGUGGACGGGGACCAGGAUGUCCCACGGCUGCCAGGGCAGACGCGAGGUACCCAAGAGCCAAGAGGAACCCGAAAAUGCUCUUUCAAAGGGACGUAUGCUGAAGAACUUCAAGAAGACUCAACCCAACCAAGGAGUAGCUCCGGAGAGAAGGAGCACAAGUGCCCGGAAUGUGGGAAAUUUUUUACCUGUGCGAGAAACCUGAACCGUCACCUGCGCCUCCACACAGGAGAGAAGCCCUUCAAGUGCCAGGACUGUGGGAAGAGCUUCAGGGAUAGUACAAAUCUUAUAUCCCACCAGAACACACACAUGAAGGAGAAGCCCUUUCUCUGCACCACAUGUGGGAAACGCGUCUCCAGUAGGUCAUGCCUCAUCAAACACCAACGCAUCCACAUGAGAAAGAAACAGUUCUCCUGCUCACAGUGUGUGAGGACCUUCUCGAGAAGAUCUGACCUGCUGUAUCAUCAACAAGCCCACCACAAUGGGACGUAUGCUGAAGACCUUGAAGAAGAUGCAGCCCAAUCAAGGAGUAGCUCCAGAGAUGAGGUCUACAAGUGUCUGGAAUGUGGGAAGGUCUUCAGUUCUGGAAACAACUUGAGAUAUCACCGACGCAUCCACAUAGGAGUGAAGCCCUUCAAGUGCUUGGAUUGCGGGAAGAGCUUUAGGAGCAGUGUGAACCUCGUGCAUCACUGGAGGACACACACCAAGGAGAAGCCCUUUGUCUGCACCACGUGUGGGAAACGCUUCAGCUUUAGCUCAGAUGUCGUCAAACACCAACUCAUCCACACCGGAGAGCUCCCGUACGUCUGCUCACACUGCGGGAAGAAAUUCUGGAAGAAGUGCGACCUCCGGAGGCAUCAGCAAACCUUCCACGCAGGUGAUGGGACAGACAAGGAGAUAAAGGAGGAGGAGGAGAGGCAGCCCAUGGAGGAGCAGAGGGUGGUGCUGGAAGGAGUCAAAGAGGAGCCCCAGAGCCCCAAGGUGGAGAUGGACCAGGAUGUCCCACGGCUGCCAGGGGAGACACACGGUAGCCAAGAGCCAAGAGGACCCCGAAAAUGGGAUACCGGACCUAAAAAGACUGAUAAGAGGGAACACCCAGCCCCAGAAAGCCCCAAAGGCUGGACGGUCCUGGGACAGGGGGACACGGAGCAAAAACCGGGGGAACAGCCGGCCCAACAGGCCCCGGAGGCCGGACGGUCCUGGGAGAGGGGACACGGAGCAAAAACCGGGGGAAUAGCCGGCCCAACAGGCCCCGGAGGCCGGACGGUCCUCGGAGAGCGGACACGGAGCAAAAUCCGGGGAACAGCCGGCCCAACAGGCCCCGGAGGCCGGACGGUCCUGGGACAGGGGGACACGGAGCAAAAACCGGGGAACAGCCGGACCAACAGGCCCCGGAGGCCGGACGGUCCUCGGAGAGGGGGACACGGAGCAAAAACCGGGGAACAGCCGGCCCAACAGGCCCCGGAGGCCGGACAGUCCUCGGAGAGGGGACACGGAGCAAAAACCGGGGGAACAGCCGGACCAACAGGCCCCGGAGGCCGGACAGUCCUGGGAGAGGGGACACGGAGCAAAAACCGGGGAACAGCCGGUCCAACAGGCCCCGGAGGCCGGACGGUCCUGGGACAGGGGACACGGAGCAAAAACCGGCGUCAGUGGGCGGGAGAGACCCCACCGGCCGAGUCGAGUGAGGAGCAGGAGGACGGGCCCCCCCUCGCCCUUCGUGCUGGCGCAGGAGAACUAAAAGCCGCUGGGACUUUCCAUCGAGACGAGGCCCCACCCCGCCGAGGCGGCAGCAGGGUGCGGGGGGGCCGGGGGAAGGCGGCUCAGCCCCGUCCCACCGCACCCAGCCCCGGGGGGGGCCGGGGGGGGCCAGAUUCAGGGGCCGUGCUGGGAUGGGUGCGAUGGGGUUCGGUAGCGGGGUUGGGGGGGGCAGGGGGGUCCUGCCCGAAGCCCCCCGGGCCCAAACCGGAGCCGGCUCUGGGCAAGGCCGAGCCAACGAGCGACGGCGGGUGCAAGUCUGGGAUAACGGAUUUCAGAAGGGGAAGCCGGGAGGAAGAGGAGGGAGCAGGGAAGGAAACUCCCCUGCAAACCCCAAGGGCGGGGAAGGACGGAAGGAGCGGGGGAGGUGCGCCGGAACAGGCUCCCCUGCAAAGCAUGGAGGAGGCCCACGCGGGAGCAGAUGCCCCCCCGCAGCCCGGGGAGGACGCCACGGGGGAGCAGGGGGCUGCGCCCCAAGCAGGCCGGGACUCGGGGAGCGGUGAUGGGGCAGGCAAGGAGAUAAAGGAGGAGGAGGAGAGGCAGCCCAUGGAGGAGCAGAGGGUGGUGCUGCAAGGAGUCAAAGAGGAGCCCCAGAGCCCCAGGGUGGAGAUGGACCAGGAUGUCCCACGGCUGCCAGGGGAGACAAAAGGUAGGCGAUCGGGAAGAAGACCCCGAAAAUGCUCUUUCAAAGGGACGUAUGCUGAAGAACUUCAAGAAGACACAAGCCAACAAAGGAGCACCUCCCGAGAGAAGGUGUACAAGUGUGUGGACUGUGGGAAGAUCUUUACCUGUGGGCGCAACCUGACCCGUCACCAACGGAUCCACACGGGAGAGAAGCCCUUCGAGUGUCAGGAAUGUGGGAAGAGAUUCGGGGAUAGUGGAAAACUCCUGCGUCACUGGAUGAUACACACCAAGGAGAAGCCCUUUGUCUGCCCCACCUGUGGGAAACGCACCUCCUCCAACUCGGACCUCACCAAACACAAGCGCAUCCACUCGGAACUGAAACCCCACGCCUGCUCCUACUGCGGGAAGACCUUCCGGCAGAGAAAUGACCUCAGGAGGCAUCAGCAAGCCCACCACAAAGGUGAUGGGAUAGACAGGGAGAAGGAGGAGGAGAGGCAGCCCAUGGAGGAGCAGAGAGUGGUGCUGGAAGGAGCCGGAGACGAGCCCCAGAGCCCCAGGGUAGACGGGGACCAGGAUGUCCCACGGCUGCCAGGGGUGAUGCAAGGUAGCCAAGAGCCAAGAGGAACCCGAAGAUGCUCUUUCAAAGGGACGUAUGCUGAAGACCUUCAAGAAGACUCAACCCAACCAAGGAGUAGCUGCGGAGAGAAGGAGCACAAGUGCCCGGAGUGUGGGAAGUUUUUCACCCGUGGGAGCAGCCUGACUCGUCACCUGCAGCUCCACACAGGAGAGAAGCCCUUCAAGUGCCAGGACUGUGGGAAGAGCUUCAGGGUUGAAGAAUAUCUUAUGUCCCACCAGAAGACACACAUGAAGGAGAAGCCCUUUCUCUGCACCACGUGUGGGAAACGUUUCUGCAGAAUGUCAUCCCUCAUGAAACACCAACACAUCCACACGAGAAAGAAACAGUUCUCCUGCUCACAGUGUGUGAGGACCUUCUCGACAAGAUCUGACCUGCUGUCUCAUCAACAAGCCCACCACAAUGGUGAUGGGGCAGGCAAGGAGAUAAAGGAGGAGGAGGAGAGGCAGCCCAUGGAGGAGCAGAGGGUGGUGCUGGAAGGAGUCAAAGAGGAGCCCCAGAGCCCCAGGGUGGACGGGGACCAGGAUGUCCCCCGGCAGCCAGGGGAGACACACGGUAGGCGAUCGCAAAGAAGACCCCGAAAAUGCUCUUUCAAAGGGACGUAUGCUGAAGACCUUCAAGAAGACUCAACUCAACCAAGGAGUAGCUCCAGAGAGAAGGAACACAAGUGCCUGGAGUGUGGGAAAUUUUUCGCCUGUGAGGGCAGCCUGAGCCAGCACCUGCAGCUCCACACGGGAGAGAUGCCAUUCAAGUGCCAGGAUUGUGGGAAGAGCUUCAGGGUUGAAGCAAAUCUUAUAUCCCAUCAGAAAACACACAUGAAGGAGAAGUCCUUUCUCUGUACCACGUGUGGGAAACGUUUCUGCAGUAGCUCGUCCCUCAUGGAACACCAACGCAUCCACACGGGAGGGAAUCCGUUCUCCUGCUCACAGUGUGUGAGGACCUUCUCGAGAAGAUCUGACCUGCUGUCUCAUCAACAAGCCCAUCACAAUGGUGAUGGGGCAGACAAGGAGAAGGAGGAGCAGAGGGUGGUGCUGGAAGGAGCCAGAGAGGAGCCGCAGAGCCCCAAGGUGGACGGGGACCAGGAUGUCCCACGGCAGCCAGGGGAGAUGCACAGUAGGCGAUCGCGAAGAAGACCCCGAAAAUGCUCUUUCAAAGGGACGUAUGCUGAAGAACUUCAAGAAGACUCAACACAACCAAGGAGUAGCUCCACAGAGAAGGAGCACAAGUGCCCGGAGUGUGGGAAAUUUUUAGCCUGUAAGGGCAGCCUGACCCAACACCUGCUGAUCCAUACGGAAGAUAAGCCCUUCAAGUGCCAGGACUGUGGGAAGAGCUUCAGGGUUGAAGCAUAUCUUAUAUCCCACCAGAAAACACACAUGAAGGAGAAGCCCUUUCUCUGCACCACGUGUGGGAAACGUUUCUGCAGUAGCUCAUCCCUCAUGAAACAUCAACGCAUCCACACGGGAGGGAAUCCGUUCUCCUGCUCACAGUGUGUGAGGACCUUCUGGACCUGGUCUGACCUCAUAUACCAUCAGGAAACCCGCCACAAAGGUGAUGGGACAGACAAGGAGAAGGAGGAGCAGAGGGUGGUGCCAGAAGGAGCCAGAGAGGAGCCCCAGAGCCCCAGGGUGGACGGGGACCAGGAUGUCCCACAGAAGCCAGGGGAGACACAAGGUAGCCAAGAGCCAAGAAGACCCCGAAAGUGCUCUUUCAAAGGGACGUAUGGUGAGGAACUUCAAGAAGAUGCAACCCAACCAAGGACUAGCUCCAGAGGGAAGGAGCACAAGUGCCUGGAGUGCGGGAAAUUUUUAAGCCGUGGGAGCAGCCUGACCCGUCACCGACGGAUUCACACGGGAGAGAUGCCCUUCAAGUGCCAGGAGUGUGGGAGGAGAUUCAGGUUUGAAGCAUAUCUUAUAUCCCACCAGAAGACACACAUGAAGGAGAAGCCCUUUCUCUGCAUCACCUGUGGGAAACGUUUCUUCAGUAGGCCGUCCCUCAUGAAACACCACCGCAUCCACACAAGAAAGAAAGAGUUCUCCUGCUCACAGUGUGUGAGGACCUUCUCGACAAGAUCUGACAUGCUAUAUCAUCAGCAAGCCCUCCACAGUGGUGAUGGGGCAGACAAGGAGAAGGAGGAGCAGAGGGUGGUGCUGGAAGAAGAAAGAGAGGAGCCGCAGAGCCCCAAGGUGGAUGGGGACCAGGAUGUCCCACGGAAGCGAGGAAAGAAGUCCUUCAAGUGCCAGGAAUGCGGGAAGGGCUUCAGGGAUACUACGAACCUCCUCUCUCACAUGAGGACACACACCAAGGAGAAGCCCUUUCUCUGCACCACCUGUGGGAAACGCUUCUCCUGGCGCUCGAACCUCCUCACCCACCAACGCACCCACACGGAAGAGAAUCCGUACUCCUGCUCGUACUGCGGGAAGACCUUCCGGCAUAGUCAUAACCUCCGGAGGCAUCUCUUUUUCUUCCACAACGGUGUAUCAAUAAGAGACCACGUUGCUUACUCUCCUUUUUCCAGUUUAAGCCAUUUCUACCUCAAGUUAAACAUUUUAACUGGUUGGUUGAUGGUGUUUCACCUUAAUUUAACUUGAGGGGAUCACAGAACCUUUAGGACUCCCUGGGCUCCCAGUCCGGGUUGUAACAUCCCCUUAUUGGUGCUAAAGUGACUGUGGGGACCAGGCGUUCGCUGUAGUCCCUCUCUGAGAAGAGUCAUACAAAAAGGGGGGGGGACACAACCCUCUGAGGUCUGGCAAAGGAUGUGAUCCCUAUAAUUAUAUACUUGUUACAACCUCCUUGAGAGGACUGCUUAUAGAUUUUUACCCUCCUCCAGGAAAUAUUGGAGAGCUAUAAUGCUCAACCUUCUCCCCCUGGUGUGACUUGGGCCCCUAACAAUUGGCUUGACCUGCAGGCGGUGGGUGGUGGAUUGAAUCUCUCCUCUAGCUAAAGAGUGGAGAUUGAAACUUGGAAAAGGAAAAGCAAUGGUCUGUGCAGUUUUAGGAGCUGCUCUGGUGUCAAAACAACAGGAUAAAUAUGGGACCCAGCAGGCAGAAGAGGAGGCAAUAAAAUCCCUUCAAGAUCUGUUGAAGGCUUUGCAGGGACAAUUAGAAGAUGAGACGAGAAGCCUCUCCAACCAACUUGCUGCUGAGUGAGUGGCGAACCAACGGUUAUGUACUGCUUUAACGGAGGCUUUGGAGUGGGAGAAAAUGUCAAUUAGAUGAAACCUGUUCCCAGACUGGUGUAGAAAAUAUGGAUGCAGAUACUGAUGGGAGAAAAGAACCCAAAUUGUUGUAUGCUCUAGGUCUUUAAAAGGGUGUAAGAGAAAGCUAUUCCCUUGAGAGGGGGAGAGGUUGUUAUGUGGCCAUUGAUUAAAAAUGAGACUAUUGAUGAUGGUCAGAGAGAGGCCAAGCAAGUCACCAUAUGAACUGUCCCCUACUACCCUACAGAUUUGGCUAAAAUUCAGGAAAAAUAUAGCUGGGAAUGCUGAGAAAUGGAAACGGAAUAUGUAUGGAGAGUAUCUCUUGCUGGGAGUGACCGGAUCUUGCUGCGUGAGGAUGAGGCAAGAGGGUGUUGGGGACUGGGGGUUUUUAUAACCACCAGUGACAACAGAGAACCUUGGUUCCUGAUCCAGCAAUUGGGCUGGAGGAUUAGACCCUAAGGAAAGGGGAGAGCCCUUCUGAAGAAAGACUCUGACAGCGGGACGUAUUCUAGAGAGCGUACAAAGGGCUGCAUGUCUCCAGCUAAUGCAUGACCGGUUAUUAAUUCUGCACCAGCCCUCUCCUGGGCAAGAUGUGCCAGAUCCCAACAGAUUGCUUCCUCUCAUAAGGGAACUGCCCGACGCCUCGAAAUUAUACGCAGCACAAUUACAAGAUUCUCUGAGAACACCCCGACGCCAGAGAAGGCGGGGCCCGCGGAGAUGGCACGGGGAGAAGUAGCACCGGAGUUGAUUAAUGAUAGGAGAUGGAUGGGAUUCGCUGGACAGGGAGAGGUAAAAUCCAAAGCAGACCUUAGGAGGGUGGAAGGAAAUGGGGAGAUAAAAGCUAAGCCCGUGCAGAGUUCCCAGCUCCUCCUGGUGAAGCCGACGCAGCCUCCUGCUAGUAAAAGAUUCACGCUAUGGUCAGAGGGCAUUUCGAAGGGGAUUCCUGGGAGGUGAUGGAUGGGUUACCCACCCCCAACCUGGAAGGUUUGCUGAAAGGCUGGGACAAGGUAAAGGGGACCCCACCUCCCUCAAACCCCAAAGAUCUUUCUCUCCCAUCCUGCGAACUUGGAACUAUAACCCCGUCUUGUCCCCGGGAGACAAUUCAUUGUUUGCAGCGUUGGGUCGGGAAACCGGACGCGCCAUUCCCAGUAAGCGAGCUGGGGGAUGGCUGGAGGGGCUGCUUCAGCAGGCUGACUGAAAAUAGUAAGGGAGACUCAUUGAUUACCUCUCCCCUUGGCCCCCUUAAGCCUCCAGUUACAUUUCUGAUAGAAGAAGGAGCUUCCAAGGUACUUCAGGUACAGGAGCCACCCAAUAACUGACCUGAUCAGAAAACUCCCCGUUCCCUUAUAAAGCCAGCUCCUCCGUUUGAGGGGCUCCUGUUCUGGGGAGCAAAUCAGUGGGGAGUCAUCGAGGUACCUGCGUGGCAAAAAAGAAAAGUGGGAGGAAAUCUUAAAUGGUGCCAAACAGGGUGGGAUGGGGAGCUGCACACCAAAAGGGGAAUCACCCAGCCAACAUUUGCAAUCAUCGAGUAGAUUCGUUAACCCGUUGAAAUACAAUGGCAGCAGAAGCUGAUGGAGAGAAGUGGGAACGUCUGUUAGAGUGGUUCCAUGUGAAAUGUGGUCGCUCAGGGGCCAAAGAUCGUUUUAGAGAAGCCGGUGGCCAGGGUUGGCCUGUUACUGGAAAACGGUUCAAGAUGAUUAUUUCUGCUCGUGGUUCAUGUUGCACCUGAUUAGAAAGAGCCCCCUUGCAGGAAACCCCUCACCACUUGUGGGAUGGGAAGGGCCUCUGGGAGACUUGGCAAAUUGAUUAUAUAGGAGCCUUUAAAAAAAUCAAACAGGAAGCAGUAGGUUCUCAUAGGGGUGGGAGUAGUAUCAGGGCUCACCCAGGCUGAGGCAACUGGAGAAAAUACCGUACAAGUGUUGAAACUAGGGUUUAAUCAAUUACCAAAACCCCCAUCAACUCAAUCAGACAGCAGGAUUUAUGAUUUUUGUCAGUAUUCUUUGGAAUGAUGAUAGGUAUUGCUAUAGUGAACUGUAUGCUCUCUGGUAUUCUUUCCUCUCUUUCUCCCUCUGAUAUGUCUGGAUUACCCUCCUUGAUGACGACUCCCUCAGAGUUUCACCAAACCUUUGAGUCAUGGGGUGGUGGAAGGAACUGAAGGAGUUAAUGCCUCAAACACUCCUCAACACAGCAAGCCUCCAGGAGAAGCUGGGACCUUAGCGAUCAGCCCAAGGAAUGCUGCCUAAGGAAGAGUAGAGUGACUUCAGUUUGCUGGAGUGCCAGAUUCCUUAGAAAAGUCCCAAAGGGAACUAUAGCUCAAUAAAAGGUGGAUAAGAGAGAUAAUUGCCAGGCACCAGAUCUGCCUCUUUAGUAUGCAAAUCAGCUGCUCAAAUGAACUUAAAGGUCCACAGAAAAGGUUGCUGUGUGUGCCCCCACCACCCAAGAUUACCAGACCUAUGACAAUGCUGGAGCCUGGGGUGGUGAUGUGGAUACUCUGAGUCUUUCUCUCCUUCCCUCUCCCCUUCUUUCCUUUUCUUUCUGUGAUUUCUUAUAAAUUUCUAAUUAAGAGACGACAUCCCUUACUCUCCUUUUCCAAGAUUAACUUGUCUCAAACAGAAAUAAAAUAUUCUAGCUGCU